Molecule: messenger RNA, 3442 nt
Organism: Cinclus cinclus
Lineage: Eukaryota; Metazoa; Chordata; Aves; Passeriformes; Cinclidae
Gene: COP1
Product: COP1 E3 ubiquitin ligase
Exons: 20
Coding region: 280-2388 (702 amino acids)
Biological process (GO): proteasome-mediated ubiquitin-dependent protein catabolic process
Molecular function (GO): protein binding; ubiquitin protein ligase activity
Source: RefSeq, a predicted model, not a curated record
CCCCGCCCCGCCGCGCACGCGCGGCCGUGCUGUCCGCCUGUCAAUAAAGCUUGAACCAACGCCGCGCCGGGGCUGCCGUUUUGGGUUUUUUUUUCUCUCUUUUUUUUUUUUGACUGUGUGGGAUUUUUGCAUUUUUCUUUUCUUCCCGUCUUCCUUGGUUUUUUUUUUGUUUUGUUUUUUGGUUGUUUUUUUUUUAUUUAUUUUUAUUUUGAAGGAACUUUAUUUUCCCCCGCGCGCACGGGGAUGCGCUGAGGCCGCUCCGCCCGGCCCGGCCUCGGCAUGUCGGGCAGCCGCCCGCCGCACCCCGCCGUGCCGCCCGCCGCCACUCCGGCCUCUUCUUCCUCAUCCUCCUCCUCCUCCUCCUCGGCGGCCAUGGCCCCCGGCUCGUCCUCCUCGGGCGGCGCGGCGGCGCGGCCCGUGCUGGUGGCGGCGGCCGUGUCGGGGUCGGGUGCGGGGCUGGCCCGGCUGGCGGCGGGGGCGGCGCGGCCCGGCGGCUCCUCCGCGGCGCCGGGGGGCGGUGGCAGGAAGAGGCCGCUGCUCACUCCGCUCUGCAACGGGCUCAUUAACUCCUACGAGGACAAGAGCAACGACUUCGUGUGCCCCAUCUGUUUUGACAUGAUUGAAGAAGCGUACAUGACGAAAUGUGGACACAGCUUCUGCUAUAAAUGUAUUCACCAGAGCCUGGAAGACAAUAACAGAUGUCCCAAAUGCAACUAUGUUGUGGACAACAUAGAUCAUCUUUAUCCCAACUUCUUAGUUAAUGAAUUAAUUCUUAAACAGAAGCAAAGAUCUGAGGAGAAAAGACUCAAACUGGACCAUUCAGUGAGUAGCACCAAUGGCCACAGGUGGCAGAUAAUUCAAGAUUUGUUGGGAACUGAUCAAGACAAUCUUGACUUAGCCAAUGUCAACCUUAUGCUGGAGCUACUGGUGCAAAAGAAGAAGCAGCUGGAAGCAGAAUCUCAUGCUGCCCAAUUGCAGAUACUUAUGGAAUUUCUUAAAGUCGCCAGGAGAAACAAAAGAGAGCAAUUGGAGCAGAUCCAGAAGGAGCUAAGUGUUCUGGAAGAAGAUAUUAAACGAGUAGAGGAGAUGAGUGGCCUGUACUCCCCAGUCAGUGAGGACAGCACAGUGCCUCAGUUUGAGGCUCCUUCACCUUCACACAGUAGUAUUAUUGACUCCACCGAGUAUAGCCAGCCUCCAGGCUUCAGUGGCAGUUCUCAGACCAAAAAGCAGCCAUGGUAUAACAGCACGCUCGCCUCGCGACGCAAGCGCCUCACAGCUCAUUUUGAGGACCUAGAGCAAUGCUAUUUUUCUACCAGGAUGACUCGUGUCUCAGAUGACAGCAGAACCACCAGCCAGCUGGAUGAGUUUCAGGAGUGUCUAUCCAAGUUCACGCGCUACAAUUCUGUCCGACCGCUGGCAACGCUGUCUUACGCUAGUGACCUCUACAAUGGUUCCAGCAUUGUAUCCAGUAUUGAGUUCGACAGAGACUGUGACUACUUCGCCAUUGCUGGAGUGACAAAGAAGAUUAAAGUGUAUGAGUAUGGUACAGUCAUUCAGGAUGCAGUGGAUAUUCACUACCCUGAGAAUGAAAUGACCUGUAAUUCCAAAAUCAGCUGUAUCAGCUGGAGUAGUUACCACAAGAACCUGCUAGCCAGCAGUGACUACGAAGGCACCGUCAUCCUUUGGGAUGGAUUCACAGGACAGAGAUCCAAGGUCUACCAGGAGCAUGAGAAAAGGUGCUGGAGUGUGGACUUUAAUUUGAUGGACCCUAAGCUAUUGGCUUCAGGCUCUGAUGAUGCCAAAGUGAAACUGUGGUCUACCAACUUGGACAACUCAGUUGCAAGCAUUGAGGCCAAGGCUAACGUGUGUUGUGUCAAAUUCAGCCCAUCUUCCAGGUAUCACCUAGCUUUUGGCUGUGCAGAUCACUGUGUUCACUACUAUGACCUUCGCAACACUAAGCAGCCCAUCAUGGUAUUCAAAGGGCAUCGCAAGGCAGUGUCCUAUGCAAAAUUUGUGAGCGGGGAAGAAAUCGUCUCUGCGUCAACAGACAGUCAGCUGAAGCUGUGGAAUGUAGGCAAGCCUCACUGCUUGCGCUCCUUCAAGGGUCACAUCAACGAGAAGAACUUCGUAGGGCUUGCAUCCAACGGAGACUACAUUGCCUGUGGAAGUGAAAAUAAUUCCCUUUACUUAUACUAUAAGGGUCUCUCAAAGACACUGCUGACAUUCAAGUUUGAUACAGUCAAAAGUGUCCUGGACAAGGACCGGAAAGAAGAUGACACGAAUGAGUUUGUGAGCGCAGUGUGCUGGAGGGCACUUCCAGAUGGGGAGUCCAAUGUGCUUAUUGCUGCUAACAGUCAGGGUACAAUUAAGGUACUGGAGCUGGUAUGAAGGGUUUUCUCUCAAGGCAUGAGGUACUUGGUCCUGCUGAUAUGCUACAGUAUUCAUCUGGGAACCACAGUGGGACAAGAAACCAAAACCACCUUGAUGUUCCUCCCCAGAGUGAUCAUGUUUGGGUUUUUUUCCAUUUAUGGACUUUCUAGGACAUUUUGAGACACUGGUAACAUCAGUGAACUGUCUACCAUCAACAUUAACUCCACAGAUUUUGCUGGUGGUGGUGGUAUGGUUGUCUAAUUUUUAUGAUAGGAAAACAAAUUCUUUUAAAUAAAAACAAAAAGGAAUAAUAAAAUUUAUUGAGCCACAAGCUGAAGCUGGAAGAUUGUCUUGUUGAAUAAGAGAACAGAUUUACUUGUGAAGGGAGCUUACAGGAGCAUACAGGGCUGUCCUCAGUUGAAUAUCUCCAGUUACUUUCAUCUGGACUCUUCCUCAUCCCCACUGGAAAAAGAAAGUCGCUCAGCCUUACCUGGACAUGCAAGCAAGUUCACUUUGAAAACCCAUCAUUCUACAGUUCUGUUGUUCCUUUGGUUUAUUAAUUAAUUUUUAAAAGCGUUAUAUGUUGAGAAAUGUCACCAAGGCUGACACCACUGGAGACUGAAGUCCUCUAGUCAUCAAAAAGAGAAGUCCUCUCCUUAGACCCCUUUCUUGCCCCAAAAGGGCAGUUCCAAAGGAGAGGAUUAAGUUGUCCUCCUGUCCAUGUGGGCCACCUGCCACUGGCAACAUGCUGAGAUGAGGGGCCCUGCAGUUCCUGGGACCUGGACUGACCUCACCAAGACAUUGUGGGAUAAAGAUGUGCCUCCCACUCACCUGGCUGUGUUUGACUAUCUCAGCUAGACAAGGAGGCAUCUAGAUCCAGUUACCAAAGCCCUGCACCACUCAAUCACCUGUGUGGUCUGGUUCUGCUUGCCCCUCUCUGCACACCAUGAAGCCAAGCAUUUUGAAUGUUGUAACAAGAGAGGGGAUGGAGUUGGUUUGUAAUGUGUUUCAGAGCCAUGAUAUAAGUAGCCUUAUUUUUAAUGAUCAUGCAUACACUUAAUUGUACAUAUGG